Choloepus didactylus (southern two-toed sloth) is the source of this 875-nucleotide messenger RNA. RefSeq names its product C-X9-C motif containing 2 (gene CMC2). The coding region runs from base 217 to 582 and encodes 121 amino acids. Gene Ontology annotation, cellular component: mitochondrion. The transcript is spliced from 6 exons. The record is from RefSeq and is a predicted model, not a curated record. Lineage: Eukaryota; Metazoa; Chordata; Mammalia; Pilosa; Megalonychidae.
CCGUCCCGGCUGGCUGUGGAGGGCGCGCGAGUCGUCCCCCGGCGAGAAGCGGACCUGGCGCUGGGUUGCCAGGACAGCUGGCCUUGGAGUCCGGAGUCUUCGCGAGUGAAUAGCGCUUCAGCCCUCCCAGUGUGGCCGCGAGUCGGAAUAAGGUGAAGCCGAUAACCCUUCUCAUCGGCUGUGAGAACGAAGCCCUUCACACUGUUUGACACGGUAAUGCAGCAGCCUGUUUCAUUGUUGGACAGCUCCAUGAAGAUGACUGUAACUUCUACCCUUCGGUUUCCAGUCCUGUCUUUGGAAACAUCACAGAGUUGUUCUGCUGUGAUUCAUCACCUUCUAAAGAUGCAUCCCGACUUAUCUCCACACUUGCACACUGAAGAAUGCAACAUCUUGAUUAACUUGCUAAAGGAAUGUCACAAAAAUCACAACAUUCUGAAAUUUUUUGGUCAUUGCAAUGAUCUUGAUCGGGAGAUGAGAAAAUGCUUAAAGAAUGAGUACGUGGCAAAGAGAACCAAGAGCAGGGAGCUUGGCAAUGCGAUGCAGAAGAGACUUUUUAAUCCUCCAGAGGAAUCUGAAAAGUAAAUUACGUUUUCCUUGGAUGCCUUGACUGAGAGAAGACCUAAAGACUCUUGGUUGAUAGCCAAAAGAAUCCUGUUAGGUCUCCAUGGCUCUAUGACUAGAAAAUCUGACCCAUUUUCGAACCACGGAAUAGUAAGGGGAUCCUGGAAUCUGAAUACUUGUUGGGAGGAGCCUUUGGUUGUAAUAGUAUUUCUCCUGCUAACAGACCCGACUUCUAACAUGUUCCUUCCCUUUGCUUUCAGCCAGUUCACCUCUAAAUAACUUAUCUCCCUUAAUAAAAUAAUAUUUUUUAAUCA